This is a messenger RNA of Aspergillus ruber CBS 135680, 433 nucleotides long. RefSeq lists its product as uncharacterized. Bases 125 to 388 code for a protein of 87 amino acids. The transcript has a single exon. The record is from RefSeq and is a predicted model, not a curated record. Lineage: Eukaryota; Fungi; Ascomycota; Eurotiomycetes; Eurotiales; Aspergillaceae.
GUUUUUGCCUUGUUGCUGCAUUGCAGUGACUUGUUUUGCCAGGCUAGUCACAGUGUCGUUUUUUUUUUUUUUUUUUCUUGUUUGCGGUUCGCGCAACGCAUUUAUCUUAGUUUGAUGGUUGAUUAUGAAUUCGGCGCUCUCGAUGUUCCCAGUAAGUUGCGAGCCACCACGCAGCUGUCUGCCACUUCAGAUUCCACAUCUGGCGUCUGAGGGCACGGGGUUGUUUCCUGACCGUGUGUCUGUAGUAAGAUUGGAUGGUUGGUCGAUGCUGUCUUUGGAUGCUCGUGGGCCGUUGUUUACUAUUGUUAGUUUUCUUGUUCUUGUUCUUGUUCAUUAUCAUAUCAUUUUGCUGAUAUGCUUGGUAAGUCUUCUAACGGGCGGUUCGUAAAAUGGUGGCAAGAAUGGUAGAAAGGGUAUUGAUUGCAAUAAAGAG